Molecule: messenger RNA, 1239 nt
Organism: Alnus glutinosa
Lineage: Eukaryota; Viridiplantae; Streptophyta; Magnoliopsida; Fagales; Betulaceae
Exons: 5
Coding region: 373-891 (172 amino acids)
Source: RefSeq, a predicted model, not a curated record
AUUCAGUUGAAGGAAGGAGAGAAGGCAAAGACCGUUAGUUAGUAAAGAAGAACAAGGAAGAGAGAAAGAUUUCGGCUUUGUUAGUUUGACGUCUUAAAACAGAAGGAAGGAGCCUCGCUCCUUCCCUCCUCUCUUCUCUCCAAAUGAAUCAAAACUCGCUGCCUUAAAAGACGCCUUUAAUAUUGCAGACAGAACCAACCGUAAACCAGUCCUAAUAACUUUCCUCCAUAUCCAUAUCCAUAUCCACGCCACCAACAACCUCUGUUUCUCUUUAAGAAAGAAACAGCUCCUAAUAACGCCUAUCAAGAAAAGAAAAAGACAAGACAAGACAAGGGUAUCUGAUUGUUGUAGUCAAAGAGGGAGGAGAGACAGAUGGAGGACGCGGCGGCUACAUCGGCUUCAUCGUCGUCCUCGUCGCUAUCAUCAUCAUCAUCUUCCUCAAUCUUUACCAAUUACCCUCUCAUUUCUGCUCUCGUUGCCUUCGCUAUUGCCCAAUCCACCAAGUUCUUCACCGCCUGGUAUAGGGAAAGACGAUGGGAUCUCAAGCAACUUGUUGGAUCUGGUGGAAUGCCAUCAUCUCAUUCUGCAACUGUUACUGCCCUUGCUCUGGCCAUUGGGUUCCAAGAAGGCUUCGGAGGAUCCGUGUUUGCGGCUGCAUUGGUCUUAGCAUGUGUUGUGAUGUAUGAUGCCACUGGUGUGAGAUUACAGGCUGGACGCCAAGCAGAGGUUUUGAAUCAAAUUGUGUAUGAACUUCCUGCUGAGCAUCCUCUCGCCGAGAGCAGACCACUGCGUGAACUUCUUGGUCACACCCCUCCUCAGGUUAUUGCUGGUUUGUUGCUUGGGAUUAUCACGGCAUCUAUUGGCCAUAUGAUUACCUUGAUUUGCAGUUGAGCUUAUGCUCAAGUAGAUCACGGAUACCAUCAGGCAGCAUUUCUGAUGGCCACUUCUCCGAUGAAGCAGUAGGACAGAAUUGUAACUCUGCAGAUCCGUCACCAUUAGUGUUUCUUUCAAAUUUGGAUACGGAGGUUUUUCUUGUUUGUGAUCUUGUAAGCUUGUUAAAAACUUGUAUUAAACUCCCUUCUAUUCAUAUGAUCGCUUGCAUUCAGAAGAUGUAAUUUGAUUGAUUGCGUAGUGUUUGAUGUACCAAAUCCUUUUUAACCGUCCAAAAACAGGAAGAAUCUUGCUUGUAUCAUGAUCAACUUGAUCAAAUAUACAUUUUGUCACUUUGACAUUACUCUA